UCUUGGACCAGUUCCAAGAAUCACUUCAUCCCGGCGCGUUUCGUAUUCGUCGUCGGACAAGUUAAAUGACGGAUCAUUUCGAUUUAUUUCUGACGUAGUUUGACCGAGUAUCACAUUGCGAAGACCUGGAUGUAUGUUUUCCCCCGGAACAAUGGUAGAAAAAGGAAUUUCAGCGCGAGGCCCGAUUGUCUGCUGCAUUUCUGCUUUCAUCGCGACGCUGUCCCUCGCUCAUGGAGAUCUCAGCUAUUCUUUUCCAGAGGAGAUGGAACCCUUGUCUGCUAUUGGAAAUAUAGGCAAAGAUCUCGGAGUGGACCUGAGGACAUUAUCUUCACGAAAAGCUCGGAUUGAUAUCGAGGACACUCGGAGACGUUAUUGUGAUUUGAAUCUGAGCACCGGAGAUUUGAUCGUCGCGGAGAGAAUUGACAGAGAAAUUCUUUGUGACAAGAAGCCCUCGUGCGUGGCAACAGUGGAUCUGGUUUUGGAAAAUCCUCUCGAGCUACAUCGCGUCAGUCUCCACAUUCAAGAUGUAAAUGAUAACUCGCCGCACUUCAAGAAGAAUUUAAUUGAAAUGGAAAUAGGAGAGUCGGCAGAAAGGGGGAGUCGUUUUUCGAUUGAGGAGGCCCAUGAUGCAGAUAUUGGCCAAAAUGCUGUGAAAAUAUAUAAUUUACAAAAGAAUUCGAACUUUAUUCUUUCAGUUGACAGUAAUAAAGUCGAGCUUGUCUUAGAAAAUAAAUUAGACCGAGAAAAGCAAAGUGAAAUGAAUUUGCUUCUCACGGCUUUAGAUGGCGGCUCUCCACAGAUGUCAGGCACAGUCGUCAUACACGUCACCGUGCUGGAUGCUAAUGAUAACGCCCCAGUGUUCAGCAAGGCCGUUUAUAAAGCCAGUCUGCCUGAAAACUCUCCUCCAGAUACAAUAGUGAUUAAUGUUCGUGCCACUGACGCGGACGAGGGAGUAAAUGGCGACGUGACUUAUGAUUUUGGACACGUGUCUGGCAAUAUUAUAAGUGUAUUUUCGAUCAGUCCCGUGACAGGCGAAAUUAAAGUAACGGGUGUGACUGAUUUUGAAGAGAAAGCCUCCUAUGAAAUGAGAGUAGAAGCUAAAGAUGGUUUAGGGCUGACAUCGUAUGCUAAAGUGAUAAUCGAUAUUACUGAUGUAAACGACAACGCCCCUGUGAUCAAUUUAAAGUCUCUGGCUUAUCCAGUGGCAGAGAAUGUGUCACCUGGUACGGAGGUGGGCAUCAUUAAUGUGCAGGACAGAGACUCUGAAAAGAAUGGAAAAGUCAGCUGCUCCAUUGAACAAAACGUCCCCUUUAAGUUAGUUCCUUCUAUUAAAAACUAUUAUUCUCUGGUGACGACGGAACAACUUGACCGUGAACUUGUGUCUGAUUACAACAUUACAAUCAGUGCUACUGACGAGGGCUCCCCUCCAUUGUCCUCUUCAAAAAGUGUUCUUUUGUCUGUAGCGGACAUCAACGACAACCCACCUGUGUUUGAGGAACAGUCCUACAGCGCAUAUGUGAGCGAAAAUAACAAAGCUGGCUCCACUUUAUGCUCCAUUAGUGCUCAAGACCCCGACUGGAGACAGAACGGCACAGUAAUUUAUUCUCUGUUACCUUCUGAGGUGAACAGUGCUCCGGCAUCCUCUUACAUUUCUGUGAACGGAGACACGGGGGUGAUCCACGCUGUCAGGUCGUUUGAUUACGAACACUUGAGGAGUUUCCAAGUCCACGUCAUGGCCCGAGACAACGGUUCUCCUCCGCUGAGCAGCAACGUGAGCGUCAGCGUGUUCAUAUCGGACGUGAACGACAACUCUCCUCAGAUUUUGUACCCUUCCCCGGAAGGCAACUCCUUCAUGACCGAGCUGGUCCCCAAAGCUGCACACGGAGGCUCUGUGGUGUCCAAAGUGAUCGCGGUGGACGCCGACCCGGGACUUUUCACCAUUGGUCUCCACAGUGGCGAGAUCAGGACCCAGCGGGACAUUUUGGAGUCUGACAGCAUGAAACAGAACCUGAUUGUGGCCGUGAAAGAUAACGGACAGCCCCCUCUCUCUGCCACCUGCUCCAUGUAUUUACUUAUUUCGGAUAACUUGGCUGAGGUACCAGAACUGAAGGACAUUUCUUCUGACGACAAGAAUUCCAAGCUGACCUCUUACCUGAUCAUCGCGCUGGUGUCCGUGUCCACCUUCUUCCUGACCUUCAUCAUCAUCGUCCUGGGUGUGAGGUUUUGUCGCAGGAGAAAGCCCAGACUGUUGUUUGAUGGAGCAGUUGCCAUUCCGGGCGCUUAUCUGCCUCCUAAUUACGCAGAUGUUGACGGCACAGGAACUUUACGCAGCACCUACAACUAUGACGCCUACUUGACAACAGACAACGGUUCUCCUCCGCUGAGCAGCAAUGUGACCAUCAACGUUUUCAUAUCGGACAUGAAUGACAACUCUCCUCAGAUUUUGUACCCCGCCCCGGAUGGCAACUCCUUCAUGACCGAGCUGGUCCCCAAAGCUGCACAUGGAGGCUCUGUGGUGUCCAAAGUGAUCGCGGUGGAUGCCGACUCGGGACAGAACGCCUGGCUGUCCUAUCAUAUUGUCAAGUCCACAGACCCGGGACUUUUCACCAUUGGUCUCCACAGUGGCGAGAUCAGGACCCAGCGGGACAUUUCGGAGUCUGACAGCAUGAAACAGAACCUGAUUGUGGCCGUGAAAGAUAACGGACAGCCCCCUCUCUCUGCCACCUGCUCCAUGUAUUUACUUAUUUCGGACAACUUGGCCGAGGUACCGGAACUGAAGGACAUUUCUUAUGACGACAAGAAUUCCAAGCUGACCUCUUACCUGAUCAUCGCGCUGGUGUCCGUGUCCACCUUCUUCCUGACCUUCAUCAUCAUCGUCCUGGGUGUGAGGUUUUGUCGCAGGAGAAAGCCCAGACUGUUGUUUGAUGGAGCAGUUGCCAUCCCCGGCGCGUAUCUGCCUCCUAAUUACGCAGAUGUUGACGGCACAGGAACUUUACGCAGCACCUACAACUAUGACGCCUACUUGACAACAGGUUCCAGAACCAGUGACUUUAAGUUUGUUUCGUCCUACAAUGACAACACGCUACCAGCUGACCAGACUCUGAGGAAAAGUUCAAGUGACUUUGCUGAUCCUUUUGAAGAUCUCGACGCAACUGUAGAGAGAAAUUGCUUUGUCUUUCUGCGGAUGGUUGGAACCUUGUCAAUUUGUUUGCGUCGACCAGCGUCGAAUUGGAAAUCGUGUGGAGCAUUGGAUCGUCUGACUGGGAGAUUCAACACACUUUGGAUUAUUUCUGUCAACAUGGGAGUCGAGGAAUUCUCUCUUUGCCGUCUGAUGUAUGUUUUUGUCGUCGUUGCUCAGAUGCGCCUCGUGUACGGAGAUCUGAGCUAUUCUCUUUCGGAGGAGAUGAAACGCUCGUCUGUUGUUGGAAAUAUAGCAAAAGAUCUUGGUGUUGACCCGAGAACAUUGUCUGCUCGAAAUGCCCGGAUUGAUGUUGAAGGGACACGUAAGCAGUAUUGUGAGAUUAAUCUGAGCACGGGGGACUUGAUCACAGCGGAGAGAAUCGACAGAGAAAGCCUUUGUGACAAAAAACCCUCAUGUGUGAUAAAACUGGACCUGGUGUUGGAAAAUCCUCUUGAGCUUCAUCGCAUAAAUCUCCACAUUCAAGAUGUAAAUGACAACUAUCCAAAAUUCAAAAAGAAUUUGAUUGAGAUGGAAAUAAGUGAGUCAGCAGAAAAGGGCAGUCGUUUUUCCAUAGAAAAGGCCCAUGAUGCAGAUAUUGGCCAAAAUGCCAUUCAAAGAUACAAUCUACAAAGAAAUGCAAAUUUUAUUCUUGCUGUUGACAACAACAAAGUCGAGCUUGUUCUAGAAAAUAAGCUCGACCGAGAAAAGCAAAGUAAGAUGAAUUUGCUCCUCACAGCUUUAGAUGGCGGCUCUCCUCAAAGAUCGGGCACAGUAGUCAUACACGUCACCGUGCUGGAUGCUAAUGAUAACGCCCCAGUGUUCAGCAAGGCCGUUUAUAAAGCCAGUCUGCCUGAAAACUCUCCUCCAGAUACAAUAGUGAUCAAUGUUAGUGCUACAGAUGCAGAUGAAGGCGUGAAUGGCGAUGUGACAUAUGACUUUGGCCAUGUCUCAGAUGAUAAUGUUAAUGCAUUUUCUAUUGAGCCGGCAACAGGUGUUAUUACAGUAACACGUUUAAUUGAUUUUGAAGAGAAAAGUUCAUAUGAAAUGAGUGUUGAAGCGAAAGAUGGUUUGGGACUGACAUCCUACAGUAAAAUCAUAAUAGAUGUUACUGAUGUAAAUGAUAAUGCUCCUGAAAUUAAUUUGAAGUCACUGUCCAACACUGUGUCAGAGAAUGUGUCACCUGGUACAGAGGUGGGCAUUAUUAACGUGCAGGACAGAGAUUCUGGGAAAAAUGGACAGGUGCGCUGCUCCAUUCCACAAAAUGUCCCUUUUAAAUUAGUUCCUUCUAUUAAAAACUAUUAUUCUCUGGUGACGAUGGAACAACUUGACCGUGAAAGAGUGCCUGAUUACAACAUUACAAUCAGUGCCAUGGACGAGGGUUCUCCUCCUCAGUCCUCCUCAAAAAGUCUUCACUUGUCUGUAGCAGACAUCAACGACAACCCACCUGUAUUUGAGGAGCAGUCCUACAGCGCAUAUGUGAACGAAAAUAACAAAGCUGGCUCCACUUUAUGCUCUGUUAGUGCACAAGACCCCGACUGGAGACAGAACGGCACCGUGAUUUAUUCUCUGUUACCUUCCGAGGUGAACGGUGCCUCUGUGUCCUCCUAUGUGUCUGUUAAUGGAGACACGGGGGUGAUCCACGCUGUCAGGUCGUUUGAUUACGAACACUUGAGGAGUUUCCAAGUCCACGUCAUGGCCCGAGACAACGGUUCUCCUCCCCUAAGCAGCAACGUCAGUGUCAGCGUGUUCAUAUCGGACCUAAAUGACAACUCUCCUCAGAUACUGUACCCUGCCCCAGAGGGCAACUCCUUCAUGACCGAGCUGGUCCCCAAAGCUGCACACGGAGGCUCUGUGGUGUCCAAAGUGAUCGCGGUGGACGCCGACUCGGGACAGAACGCCUGGCUGUCCUAUCAUAUUGUCAAGUCCACAGACCCGGGACUUUUCACCAUUGGUCUCCACAGUGGAGAGAUCAGGACCCAGCGGGACAUUUCGGAGUCUGACAGCAUGAAACAGAACCUGAUUGUGGCCGUGAAAGAUAACGGACAGCCCCCUCUCUCUGCCACCUGCUCCAUGUAUUUACUUAUUUCGGACAACUUGGCCGAAGUGCCAGAACUGAAGGACAUUUCUUAUGACGACAAGAAUUCCAAGCUGACCUCUUACCUGAUCAUCGCUCUGGUGUCCGUGUCCACCUUCUUCCUGACCUUCAUCAUCAUCGUCCUGGGUGUUAGGUUUUGUCGCAGGAGAAAGCCCAGACUGUUGUUUGAUGGAGCAGUCACCAUCCCCGGCGCAUAUCUGCCUCCUAAUUAUGCAGAUGUUGACGGCACAGGAACUUUGCGCAGCACCUACAAUUAUGACGCCUACUUGACAACAGGUUCCAGAACCAGUGACUUUAAGUUUGUUUCGUCCUACAAUGACAACACGCUGCCUGCUGACCAGACUCUGAGGAAAAGUCCAAGUGAGUUUGCUGAUCCUUUUGAAGAUAUGGGAACCCCGUCAGAGCUUGUGUCUUCAGCUGGAAUUGCGCUGCCAUUUGACCAAAUAUCGGACGUGUUGUCCUUAAAGAUGGGAGACAAAGGAUUUUCCAAGCUUGCUUCAAUCCUGUGCUUUGUUUCUUUCGUCUUAAUGGUGCCUCUCGUUUAUGGAGAUCUGAGUUAUUCUGUUCCAGAGGAGAUGAAACAGGGCUCUGUUGUCGGAAAUAUAGCAAAAGAUCUUGGAGCCGAUCUCGUGACUUUUGCAGCCCGGAAGCCUCGAUUUGAUUUUGAGGAAGCGCGGAGACGCUACUGUGGAAUUAAUCUGAGCACGGGAGACCUGAUCACAUCAGAGAGGAUUGACAGGGAAAACAUUUGUGGAACGAAACCUUCAUGUGUCAUAAAAUUCGAUCUAGUUUUGGAGAAUCCUCUGGAGCUUCAACGUGUGAGUUUUCAUAUUCAAGAUAUAAAUGACAAUUCUCCUAAAUUCCGUGACCAUUUAAUUGAGAUGGAAAUUAGAGAAUCGGCAGAAAAGGGCAGUCGUUUUACCAUCGAGGAGGCCCAUGAUGCGGAUAUAGGUCAAAAUGGUGUUCAACGAUACAUUCUACAAAGAAAUAACAAUUUUAUUCUUGCAGUUGAAAACAAGGUUGAACUCGUUCUUGAAAAUAAGCUCGACCGAGAAAAGCAAAGUGAGAUGAAUUUGCUUCUCACAGCUUUAGAUGGCGGCUCUCCACAGAUGUCAGGCACAGUCGUCAUACACGUCACCGUGCUGGAUGCUAAUGAUAACGCCCCAGUGUUCAGUCAGGCCGUUUAUAAAGCCAGUUUGCCUGAAAACUCUCCUCCCGAUACACUAGUGAUUAAAGUUAGCGCUACUGAUGCUGAUGAAGGGGUGAAUGGGGACGUGACUUACAAUUUUGGCCACAUAUCAAAUGAUGACACAAAGGUUUUCAAAAUUGACCCCAAAUCUGGCACAGUUAAGCUUUCAGGUGAGACUGAUUUUGAAGAGAACAAUUCCUAUGAAAUGAAAGUGCAAGCCAAAGAUGGUUUAGGACUCACAUCCUAUGCUACAGUAAUAAUAGAUAUUACCGAUGUAAAUGACAACGCCCCUAUUAUUCAUUUAAAUUCUCUGUAUAAUCCAGUUGCAGAGAAUGUGUCACCUGGUACAGAGGUGGGCAUCAUUAAUGUGCAGGACAGAGACUCUGAAAAUAAUGGAAAAGUCAGCUGUUCCAUUCAACAAAAUGUACCCUUUAAAUUAGUUCCUUCGAUAAAAAAAUAUUAUUCACUCGUGACAACUGCACAACUUGACCGUGAACUAGUGUCUGAUUAUAACAUUACAAUCAGUGCCAUUGACGAGGGUUCUCCUCCUCUGUCCUCCUCGAAAAGUGUUCACUUGUCUGUAGCGGACAUCAACGACAACCCACCUGUGUUUGAGGAACAGUCCUACAGUGCAUAUGUGAGUGAAAAUAACAAAGCUGGAUCCACUUUAUGCUCUCUGAGUGCUCAAGACCCCGACUGGAGACAGAACGGCACCGUGAUUUAUUCUCUUUUACCUGCUGAAGUGAACGGUGCCUCUGUGUCCUCCUUUGUGUCUGUUAAUGGAGACACGGGGGUGAUCCACGCUGUCAGGUCGUUUGACUACGAACACUUGAGGAGUUUUCAAGUCCACGUCAUGGCCCGAGACAACGGUUCUCCUCCGCUGAGCAGCAAUGUAAGCAUCAGCGUGUUCAUAUUGGACGUGAACGACAACUCUCCUCAGAUACUGUACCCUGCCCCAGAGGGCAACUCCUUCAUGACCGAGCUGGUCCCCAAAGCUGCACACGCAGGCUCUGUGGUGUCCAAAGUGAUCGCGGUGGACGCCGACUCGGGACAGAACGCCUGCAAAUCCACAGACCUGGGACUUUUCACCAUUGGUCUCCACAGUGGAGAGAUCAGGACCCAGCGGGACAUUUCGGAGUCUGACAGCAUGAAGCAGAACUUGAUUGUGGCCGUGAAAGAUAACGGGCAUCCCCCUCUCUCUGCCACCUGCUCCAUGUAUUUACUUAUAUCGGAUAACCUGGCCGAAGUGCCAGAACUGAAGGACAUUUCUUAUGAUGACAAGAAUUCCAAGCUGACCUCUUACCUGAUCAUCGCUCUGGUGUCCGUGUCCACCUUCUUCCUGACCUUCGUCAUCAUCGUCCUGGGUGUGAGGUUUUGUGGCAGGAGAAAGCCCAGACUGUUGUUUGAUGGAGCAGUUGCCAUUCCGGGCGCUUAUCUGCCUCCUAAUUACGCAGAUGUUGACGGCACAGGAACUUUGCGCAGCACCUACAACUAUGACGCCUACUUGACAACAGGUUCCAGAACCAGUGACUUUAAGUUUGUUUCGUCCUACAAUGACAACACGCUGCCUGCUGACCAGACUCUGAAGAAAAGUCAGAGUGACUUUGCUGAUCCUUUUGAAUAUCUUGAGUCCUCUGAAGAGCUGUGGAAAUCUGGAUCCUUGUUCUGUGACAGUGUUGAGCGACUGCAUUGUUCUACUGCGGGUGGUGGAAACUGGAUUAUACAUUUUCGUGUCGAUACACAUAAAAUUGUGGGACGUGGACCGGUGUGGAAUAUUUUGUACGACCCGUUUUGGGCAGAUUUAGUCAAGAUGGGACAUCUUGGAUUCUCAAAGCGUCGCCUGAUCGUUCUUUUUGCCUUUUUUGUUCCGGUGCAACUCGCCUCCAAAGAUCUGAGCUAUUCUCUUCCCGAGGAGAUGAAACGCCUUUCGGUUGUUGGAAACAUAGGCAAAGAUCUUGGUGCUGAUCCGAGGACGCUUUCUACACGAAAUGCCCGUAUUGACGGUGCGGGUACACGUAAGCAGUGUUGUGAGAUUAAUCUGAGCACCGGAGACUUGAUCACAUCGGAGAAAAUUGACAGAGAAAGCCUGUGCGGGAAGAAACCUUCCUGUAUUAUUAAAAUGGAUCUGGUGUUAGAAAAUCCUCUUGAGCUUCAUCGCAUAAAUCUCCACAUUCAAGAUGUAAAUGACAACCGUCCAAAAUUUAAAAACAAUUUGAUUGAAAUGGAAAUAAGGGAGUCGGCAGAAAAAGGCAGCCGGUUUUCAAUUGAGGAGGCUCAUGAUGCAGACAUAGGCCAAAAUGCUGCUCAACGAUAUAUUCUGCAAAAAAAUGAAAACUUUAUUCUCACUGUUGACAAUAAUAAAGUUGAGCUUGUCUUAGAAAAUAAAUUAGACCGAGAAAAGCAAAAUGAGAUGAAUUUGCUUCUCACGGCUUUAGACGGCGGCUCUCCACAGAGGUCAGGCACAGUAGUCAUACGCGUCACCGUGCUGGAUGCUAAUGAUAACGCCCCAGUGUUCAGCCAGGCCGUUUAUAAAGCCAGUUUGCCUGAAAACUCUCCUCCAGAUACCAUAGUGAUUAAAGUUAGCGCGACUGAUGCUGAUGAAGGAGUGAAUGGAGAUGUGAGUUAUGAUUUUGGACAUGCAUCUGAUGAAAACAAUUUAUUUGCUAUUGAUCCCACAACUGGGGAAAUUAAAGUAACUGGUUUGGUUGAUUUUGAAGAAUUGGUUUCCUUUGAAAUCAAGGUGGAAGCUAAAGACGGUUUGGGACUGACCUCCUACGCCAAAGUUGUAAUAGAUAUUUCCGAUGUAAAUGAUAAUGCUCCUGUGAUCAAUUUAAUGUCACUGACCAAUCCAGUAGCAGAAAAUGUGUCACCAGGUGCAGAGGUGGGCAUCAUUAAUGUACAGGACAGAGACUCUGAGAGAAAUGGACUUGUCCAUUGCUCCAUUCAACAAAAUGUCCCUUUUAAGUUAGUUCCUUCUAUUAAAAACUAUUAUUCUCUGGUGACCACUAGACAACUUGACCGUGAACUUGUGUCUGAUUACAACAUUACAGUCAGUGCCACUGACAAGGGCUCCCCUCCUUUGUCCUCCUCGAAAAGUGUUCACUUGUCUGUAGCGGACAUCAACGACAACCCACCUGUGUUUGAGGAACAGUCCUACAGCGCAUAUGUGAGUGAAAACAACAAAGCUGGCUCCACUUUAUGCUCUGUGAGUGCUCAAGACCCCGACUGGAGACAGAACGGCACCGUGAUUUAUUCUCUUUUACCUGCUGAAGUGAACGGUGCCCCGGUGUCCUCCUUUGUGUCUGUUAACGGAGACACGGGGGUGAUCCACGCUGUCAGGUCGUUUGACUACGAACACUUGAGGAGUUUUCAAGUCCACGUCAUGGCCCGAGACAACGGUUCUCCUCCGCUGAGCAGCAAUGUAAGCAUCAGCGUGUUCAUAUUGGACGUGAACGACAACUCUCCUCAGAUACUGUAUCCCGCCCCGGAGGGCAACUCCUUCAUGACCGAGCUGGUCCCCAAAGCUGCACACGCAGGCUCUGUGGUGUCCAAAGUGAUCGCAGUGGAUGGCGACUCAGGACAGAACGCCUGGCUGCCCUAUCAUAUUGUCAAAUCCACAGACCAGGGACUUUUCACCAUUGGUCUCCACAGUGGAGAGAUCAGGACUCAGCGGGACAUUUCGGAGUCUGACAGCAUGAAACAGAACCUGAUUGUGGCCGUGAAAGAUAACGGACAGCCCCCUCUCUCUGCCACCUGCUCCAUGUAUUUACUUAUAUCGGAUAACCUGGCCGAAGUGCCAGAACUGAAGGACAUUUCUUAUGAUGACAAGAAUUCCAAGUUGACCUCUUACCUGAUCAUCGCGCUGGUGUCCGUGUCCACUUUCUUCCUGACCUUCAUCAUCAUCGUCCUGGGCGUGAGGUUUUGUCGCAGGAGAAAACCCAGACUGUUGUUUGAUGGAGCAGUCGCCAUUCCCGGCGCGUAUCUCCCUCCUAAUUACGCAGAUGUUGACGGCACAGGAACUUUACGCAGCACCUACAACUAUGAUGCCUACUUGACAACAGGCUCCAGAACCAGUGACUUCAAGUUUGUGUCUUCUUACAAUGACAACACGCUGCCUGCUGACCAGACUCUGAGGAAAAGUCCAAGUCAUUUUACUGAUGAACUUCAAGAUUCGUUCGACCCCUUGGAGGUAUGAAGGCUUUUGAAUGUUUCUGUUUCGGUGUUUCUGUUUCUCGGUGACCCAGUGUGAGAAUCAUAUUUUUGUCAUUAGGCUUCCUUACCAACUUGAAUCCUUACAUAUACUCAAAUUCCGACACGUUUCAUAGACACCGACAGUCGGUCAACUGAGACAAAAUGCAAAUAAAGCAUUUACUGAAUGGUUUUACAUUUUAAAACUGAAGUUUCAUAUUUUCCAACAUCAAAAAGAAAUGUACAAAGGCCAAGCAAACUCGACAUAUCCUCUUUAGAGACAUUUAAAAUUACUCUGUUUGAAUAUGGGAAUUUAUUUCUGAAAGUUUCCCCUGAUACCUUAUUUUACAUGUUCUUUCAGACCUUCCUAAUAGCAAUAGAACGCAUGCUUGUGAAGCACAUUGCAGCACACCAUUAUUGAUUUGCAUCGAGAAGACAAAAACAAAAAUACAAAAAAUUUUUGAACGAAUAUUGUCCAUCCGGAAUUUGUGCAUUUUGAGUGAACAAUUAAUUAACGAUACUUUUCAAAUACUGUAGAAUCUUAAGUUGCUAUUUUUUUCGACAUUUGUGUGCUUUUUAGGACAGUGUUUCAUUAAGUCAUGUUUAGUGUGCACUGCCGUAUUGAGCGGUUUUCCACCUGGAAAGCACAUUUUUCGCCCUCUGAUGUUGUUCAUUGGUCAGAAAACUAUCGCUCGCAAUUUUACAACAAUAGUGUGUGAUUACUGUUCUAAAUCGCAUGACAAUUAAUAAUUUCGUUUCAUUUUAAACCAUUGAUGCUGUCAUUGACUUACGUUACAUUCCGAGAGCGUUAUUUGCGAAUCCCGAUUAAUUUACAAUGUGUUUCGACGAGCAUGUCAUGCGAAUGAAAGACAGUUUCAAUAAUAAUAACAAUAUAAGCUUUACAUUUGGCCAUUUCCAUUGUAUCGUCUAUGAUCGAGAGCAACGAAUUGAGCAGUACAUCUAGUUUUACGUCAGGAAAUAAGGCGCCUCGAUCACGUUCCACGCACGCAGUUGCGAUGUUUAGAAGACAUACACAUACAAUAUUUCCCAAACGUGGUGAAGUUCGUUUUUCCACGGUCAAUAUAAACUGGAAACCAUAGUGUUGGCCUGCAGUGUUUUGUUUUUUUUUUUGCGUGCCAAUGCAGGAAA
Messenger RNA from Hippocampus comes (tiger tail seahorse), 11802 nucleotides. Its product is annotated as protocadherin Fat 3-like. Gene Ontology annotation, molecular function: calcium ion binding. Gene Ontology annotation, cellular component: plasma membrane. Gene Ontology annotation, biological process: homophilic cell-cell adhesion. The record is from RefSeq and is a predicted model, not a curated record. Lineage: Eukaryota; Metazoa; Chordata; Actinopteri; Syngnathiformes; Syngnathidae.